Messenger RNA from Acaulospora colombiana, 547 nucleotides. The record is from the annotation of a GenBank genome assembly. Lineage: Eukaryota; Fungi; Glomeromycota; Glomeromycetes; Diversisporales; Acaulosporaceae.
AUGUCUCUUCAAGUGAGCAACCAAGAACACUUAUAUACCUCGACAGAGGUUAAAAAAACUGACGUCUCAUCACGCCUUGGUGUGAAUGAACCUCAGAAAGAUGUCAACUUCUUGCAACUUUUUCGUUAUGCCACCCUGUUUGAUUGGUUCCUUAUUACUCUUGGUUCCAUAGCAGCAUUGGCCAAUGGUGCUUCUAUGCCUGUGAUGACUAUUAUCUUCUCACGCGUGAUAGAAUCGUUCGCAGUAUUCACACUGUCAAUUAGCACAAAUGGAUUCACUGAAGCAGCCAAAGAUGAUUUGCACAGUUCGAUGAUCUCGAAUGUAAAGUUGUUUUUAAUACUCGGAGCGGCGCGCGUUCGUCAAAUAUACUAUGAGGCGAUCUUACGUCAAGACAUCUCAUAUUUUGAUUCUAUUUCUACUGGAGAUAUAACAACUCGUAUUUCUUCCGACGCAAAUCUUUUUCAGGAGGGUAUCUCUGAGAAAAUUAGUCAAGUUAUACAAAGUGUUACCACCUUCAUUGCUGGAUUCGUUGUUGGAUUUACUAAAG